GUAAGACUAGGCGGGGCCGGCCGGAGGCUCCGCGGCGUGGGACUGAACACGUAGCUCGGCUCCAGGGAGCCGAGGCAGCGGCGGACUCGGGGUGCCCGGAACGCUGCAGCCCCUUGGGCGGGCUGAGUGAGUGGUGCGUGGCGCGCACGUGGGGAGCCCUGGAGCGUGCAGCCUCGCGCUCUGCCAUGGGGGGCCCGGUCCAUGUCGUAGCGGCGCUCCUGCUGCUAGCAGCGAUGGGGGGCUUCGGGGGAGCGGUCGGCUCCAUGUUACACUUCACCGAGGAUCUGCUGACCGUGUUCGGGGAGAACCGGAGCCUGUCCGUGGCUCAAGUGGGUCACCUGCUGGAUGAUCUGGGCGCUGCGUCCAAGAACCCGGUCGAGAAGCUCCAGCACUUGGAUUUGCACUAUAACCAGUGUUUGUCUGCAGAAGAGGUCUUUUCCAUUCAUGGGCUCUCCAAUGACACCAGGAUCACCAUUUCUAACUUCUCUAAGAUAUGUCCAGCCGUCUUACAACAGCUGUCCUUUCACCCUUGUGAUCACCAUCCAAAGCAGAAAUCUAGGCCAACGUCUUCAGAAAUCUGGGGAUACGGAUUUCUUUCGGUGACUAUCAUCAACCUGGCAUCUCUCCUGGGACUGGUUUUGACUCCGUUGCUAAAGAAGCCAUAUUUCCCUAAGAUUUUGACUUAUUUUGUGGGACUGGCCAUCGGGACUCUCUUUUCAAACGCAAUUUUCCAGCUUAUUCCAGAGGCAUUUGGAUUUGACCCCAAAGUUGAUCGCUACAUUGAAAAAGCAGCUGCUGUGUUUGGUGGAUUCUAUAUUCUCUUCUUUGUUGAAAGAGUACUUAAGAUGCUAUUAAAGACUUAUGGGCAGAAUGAUCAUGCUCACUUUGGAAAUGAGGACUUCUUUCCUUCCCAAGAAAAAGUGAACCCUCCAGCCCCUAAAGUGCCUGCCAUCAAUGGAGUCAAAUGUUAUGCAAACCCAGCAGUAACACAGCCUAACGGACAUCUCCAUUUUGAUAAUGUCAGUGUGGUUUCUCUCCAGGAUGGGAAAAAGGAAUCAAGUUCAUGUACCUGUUUAAAGGGGCCCAAGCUAUCAGAAAUUGGCACCAUUGCCUGGAUGAUCACCCUCAGUGAUGCCCUCCACAACUUUAUCGAUGGUCUGGCCAUUGGUGCUUCCUGUACCCUCUCUCUUCUUCAGGGACUUAGCACCUCCAUAGCAAUCCUGUGUGAAGAGUUUCCUCAUGAGUUAGGGGACUUUGUGAUCCUACUCAAUGCUGGAAUGAGUACCCGACAAGCUUUAUUUUUCAACUUUCUUUCAGCAUGCUCCUGCUAUGUUGGGUUAGCCUUUGGCAUUUUGCUGGGCAACAACUUUGCCCCAAAUAUUAUUUUUGCACUAGCCGGUGGCAUGUUCCUCUAUAUUUCUCUGGCAGACAUGUUCCCGGAGAUGAAUGAUAUGCUAAGAGAAAAAGUAACUGGAAGAAAAACAGAUUUAACCUUCUUCAUUAUUCAGAAUGCUGGUCUGCUGACAGGAUUCACAGCUAUACUUAUCAUUACCCUGUUUGCAGGAGAUAUUGAGUUGGAGUAAUCUGACUUUGAAGAUGGCAUAGUUAAUGAAGACAAUUUACCAAUAAAAAAUAUGAAAAAAUUAUUUUCGUCUGAACGGGGGCUUUCAGUUGAUCUACCAAGUUAAAAGAUGACCUUGUUUUCUUUUGCAAGUCACAGAAAACCAGUUAGUUAAUGGUACCAGGCCUGCAAAAGAGCUCAUCAACCAUAUGUUACAGAAAUAAAUCCAGAAAAAGAUUUGGAAUUAAAAAUCUUGUAAAAUAUGAAUGCUAAAAAUUGUCUUGACAUGUAAUUGGGGAAAAAAAAAUACUAUUAAAAAUAAAUCCAAAAGUUGGAUUUUCUUUUCCCAUUAAAUGCAGUUUACCAGUUCCUUGGUAAACAGUGUUGCAUGAUAUAUGUAACAGAGAAUCACCAGGCAGUUGAGCCCCAUGCAUUCCAUGACUGGCAAAUAAGUCAUGAAGAUGAAGAAAAAAUUAUUACAGGUUUUCUAGGUCUUAAUAAUGCUGGGAUGGGAGCAAAGGCUCAAGUGGUUUCAGGGCAGGUUAAUUCUCAUCAAUUUGUUGCAGGGAUUUUAUGGGCAAGCCCAUCAAAACAUGGAAGAGAAUCAAAACCAUUUUAGCACACAUAUAAAAGAUGCUGAAAUCUCAAUUAUUAAUUAAUGCAAACAAGAAAGAGACCACUUUCAGCUUUUGAUCUCCUCUCUUUUUGUGAGGCUCAAGGACAUGUAGAUUCAUUUUGAAAGCCCCUUUUAAAAACAGAAAAAAUAGCUUAUGAAAAAUCUGAACAUUCUAGACAUUCCAAAAAGUUUAACCAUGUGCACUCUGAAUUUUACAGAUACUUUAUCCCAAAGGGUCAAUUUCACUUGGCCAGAAGAUUUUAUUCUAAGGCUAGAAUUGCCUUUAUGGCAUUCACAAGUUUUAUUUUGGCUUAUAUUGUUACUGAGUGGCAGCCGAUCAGCAUUCAAGGAGAUGAAAAUGCUCGGUAUCAAUGUAUGAUGAAUAUUUGUUUUUUAGAGGGAUUGUUCAUGAAAAGAAACAGUAAAAUUUUAGACAUUUCUAAAGAAGGGCAAAUGUUGGUUCAGCGAGGUUUUAUAAAUGUAUAAAAAACAGCUGGACUGUUGUUAUAAGUAAAGGGUUAAUGGAGGGAUGUGGUCAGUUUCCUUAUGGGAGACUACCUGAUCUUUGGAAAAUUGCCUGUUUUGUCAUUAAUUGAUCUUUUUUCCUUUAUAUUUUAAGUACCUCAGUACAAAAUAACUCAGGUUAUUUUUCUACAUUGUGAUAAGGAUACAGCAGAGACCAAUCUGUCCAUUCAGUUAGGAAAUUAAUGCUACUGGUGAAUUGGCCUAAAUGAUUUUAACUGUAUUUUGUAUAUGUGUGUAGGAUAAUUCACACUCCCAUGUCACCUUAAAAAUUGUUUUAAAAUGUGAAAAUGAUUGUUCUUGAAAUCAGUGAUCUUUCCUCUCCAAUUUUGUACAGUGUUUUUAUGCAGCAAUAAAAUAGACUUAAUGAA
Molecule: messenger RNA, 3070 nt
Organism: Trichosurus vulpecula (common brushtail)
Lineage: Eukaryota; Metazoa; Chordata; Mammalia; Diprotodontia; Phalangeridae
Gene: SLC39A8
Product: solute carrier family 39 member 8
Exons: 8
Coding region: 186-1583 (465 amino acids)
Biological process (GO): zinc ion import across plasma membrane; intracellular zinc ion homeostasis
Cellular component (GO): membrane
Molecular function (GO): zinc ion transmembrane transporter activity
Source: RefSeq, a predicted model, not a curated record